Xiphias gladius (swordfish) is the source of this 6271-nucleotide messenger RNA. RefSeq names its product solute carrier family 22 member 23 (gene slc22a23a). Gene Ontology annotation, cellular component: membrane. Gene Ontology annotation, biological process: transmembrane transport. Lineage: Eukaryota; Metazoa; Chordata; Actinopteri; Istiophoriformes; Xiphiidae. Gene Ontology annotation, molecular function: transmembrane transporter activity. Bases 70 to 3129 code for a protein of 1019 amino acids. The transcript is spliced from 10 exons. The record is from RefSeq and is a predicted model, not a curated record.
GGGGGGGGGGGGUAGCACUGCAAACCCCGGCUUCGCGACACGACGGAGGCAUCUAUCGGCGAGACCGCGAUGGCCGUGGUGCAGCUCGACACGGAGGACCACCAGCCGGAGAACGGCUUCGUGUCCCCCGAAACCACGUCGCCGGGGCUGCUGACACGCAUCGACGGCUCCGUUCUGCCGUUCCUCGGGGGAUUUGGGAAGUACCAGAAACAGCUGAUCGUGCUGACAUGGAUCCCGGCGUUAUUUAUCGGAUUCAGCCAGUUCUCUGACAAUUUCCUCCUUGCCCAGCCGAACAACACAUGCAUCCAGCCGCUGGCGAACCUGACUAAUCACACCACGAGCCACUCGUCUUUGUUAGACAGCCCCAAAAACAUCAGCGCGAGGCCGGCCAGUAUUUAUGCCAAUGGAAGUUACGGCACCCACAAUGACACGACUGCCAAGCAGUGCGAGUGCAGUGAGUGGACAUUCGAGCUGCACACGGGACUCGUGCAGAACGUGGUUACCAAGUGGAGUCUGGUGUGUGGAUCAGCAUGGAAAGUCCAUAUUGCAAAGUUCUCUCUACUGGUGGGAUCUAUCUUUGGAUACUUGGUCUUUGGAAUCCUUGCUGACUGGUUUGGCCGCCACCCAGUGCUGAUCAUAUCGGUGCUCUUCAUGCUGGUGUUUGGUCUGACUGUGGCCUUCUCUGUCAACGUCCCCAUGUUCAGCACCCUGCGCUUCUUUGAGGGCUUCUGCCUGGCAGGAAUCACCCUUUCUCUCUACGUCCUCAGGAUUGAGCUGUGCCUACCAGGAUGGCGUUUUUCCAUGACCAUGGUGGCCAGUUUUGUGGUGCUGGGUGGUCAGCUGCUGAUGCCCGGGGUGGCCUACCUCUGUCGCGACUGGCAGGUGCUUCAGGCUGUUAUCAUCUGCCCCCUGCUGCUGAUGCUGUCGUAUAUCUGGAUCUUCCCUGAGUCACUGCGUUGGUUGCUGGCCACUCAGCAGUACUGCCGCUCUAAGUGGAUCAUGGGACACAUAGCAGAGAAAAACCGGGUGAACAUGGAGCUUGACACAGAUAACAUCCUCACAGAACUGCAGAGAGCUCUUCAAAAGAAACCCAAAAAGACGUGCAUUGUGAAAAUGGUCGGGACAAGAAACCUGUGGAAGAACAUUGUUGUGCUCUGCGUCAACUCGCUAACAGGCUAUGGGAUCCACCACUGCUUUGCUCGCAGCAUGAUGGACCCUGAAGCGCAGGAAACCACCAUGUUCCAUAACUUCUAUGCAGAUUAUUACACCAUGGCGGGCAUUGCGGUGGCGUCCUGCAUGGCACUGUGCCCGGCAGUGGGUCUGAUGGGCCGGCGGGGUGGCCUUCUCAUGUUCAUGAUCAUCACUGCCCUAGCGUCACUGCUGCAGUUGGGCCUGCUCAACUUGCUGGGGAAGUACAGUGUCCAUCUGAAUAUAGAUAGCUCAGGUACGCUGAAUAAGAACUUCUCCAUCGCCUUCUCCAUCAUCGGCAUGUUCUCCUCUCACGCAGUCAGCAACCUGAGCAUCUUCUUUUGUGCUGAGAUCACACCCACUGUGAUCAGGGGUGGUGGACUGGGCCUGGUCCUAGCCAGCGCUGGCUUCGGCAUGCUGACUGCACCCAUCAUGGAGCUCCACAAUCAGAAGGGCUAUUUCCUUCACCACAUUAUCUUUGCCUGCUGCACUCUCAUCUGCAUCAUCUGCAUUCUCCUGCUGCCAGAGACCCGCUACCAGCCCCUCCCCGAGACCCUGGCUGACGGCGAGAGCUACACUCGCCAACCUCUCCUUCCCCCGAGGAAACCUGGAGAACAGCGCCUCUUGCUGGCCCAAUCUGAGAGCAGCAGGGACUACACCAGGGUGCAUGACACGCCACUACACGAGGCAGCCGCCACCGCAGUGUCCACCAUGGACUCCACCGCUUCGUCAGCUGUUGAUUUGACGGUUCCGUCGGGCGGAGAUAUGUCUGCCCCCACAUUCAUGGAGGUACACCCUGGCAAGCCCGAGCUUAAAGACCCCAACAGUCAGUCCGUUUCAUCUUUAUCCCCGACCCCCAUCACAGCACUGGGUAAAGACGGCAUCAUACAUGCCAACAAAGAACACUUGCUGUCUUCCACUCCUUUACACAAAGCCCCGUGCAUCACAGACCCACUUUUAGCCGAUGCUGAAGAACCUCCAGCAAUAGUCCGGGAUUCUGUUGAGCCCUUGACGGAUUCUGCCCUUCCUGAGAUGAAUGACACUGUUCCUUCUCCUACAAAAGAGUCAGCUGAUACCCCUGCCCCUUCAUUGGACUCUUCCACUCCCCCUGUCCCUCAAACCGUGCCUGCCUCCUUAUUGAUCUGCACCACACCCGUCAUCGAGCCCCCACCUAGCUCCACGUUACAAUCCCCAAAUCCCCUAAGUAAUGACAUUGACAAUAUCACCCUGAAAUUAGACCCAACUUUGCCAGAGGACACUCACGCUACUUUAGCUCCAACUACUUCUCCCUACAGUUCCCCUACCCCAUCUAUGCAUGACAGUCUCCCUCCAUCUCCUGCUCCCUCUCCUAUUCCUAUGACGGACUGCGACAUUUCCACUGACCCUCCACCCUCCAUUAGCACACACUCUGACAUUCCCAUCCAGUUAACAAUAGUAGAUGAAUCUACAAUUCCUCCUUCAACUAGAGACUCCCCCACACCUCCUGUUGUAGACUCACAACCGCCACAGUUAGACUCUACCUCUCCCUGUGUUAAUGAUAUAUCUCCACGUUCCCCUACUCCCCCCAGCCUAGCCCCUGCUUUCCCUUCACCCACUCCACCUCCACCCAUUGACUCAGGCCAUUCGCGCUCAGAGGACUCUUCCACUCUCCCUGCCAUAGGUACUGUCAGCACUACUACACCGUCUCCUACCACUCUCCCCCUCACAGACAUUGUGCACACCUCCACUCCAGAAUCAGCCACUCUGACUGUCACAGACAUUUUACCAGAUUCAGCUGCAGAUUCAGUACCAACUUCCAUCACAGAUUCAGGCUCUACAGAAGCAACCCCCCCAUCUCUAAUGGACUGCACCGUCUCCUCCCCCAUAGACUCUGGUGUCCUCUCCAUCAGGGACAGUGCCAGCACAGAAAACAACACUGUCAACGGCUUGGCGUCGUCGUGAUCCAGUGUUGCGGCCAAGAAAAGAAGCUUUAUGGUUGCACCCGGAGGCAGCCCAUGUCACAUAAACGCCCAAUGGGGGGAUGGGGGUGGCAUGAACUGUCCUGUUCAGACUUCAGGCACUUAAUGAAGACUGUCCCUACCUGGAGUUGAGUACACAUGUCUUACAGAGUUGUCGUAUGUUUCACAAUGUGCCCCCCCCCCAUUUAGCCAAUAAAUGAGACCACAAAAGCGAAAGAGUGCUAGAGGCUGAUUUGUGACAAUGUGACAGUAUCUUCUGCUCUUUUUGAAUGUCACUGGAGAUCACCAGCCUAUAAACUACUUUGAUGUAAAUGAAUGGGAAAUCACUGUCUGUCAUUUUAAAGAGACUUAAAACUAUACCCACAAUCACUGAGAUGUGUCAUCAGGACUGGUGAGAAAUGCAAUGAUGCUUAAAAACAAAAACAAAAAAAAUCGAUUCACUGGUACUUGUGCUCAAACAAAAUGUCUGUCUAGCAUUUGUUAAAAAAAAAAUAUCGCCUUACCUGUGUGGACAAUAAAAUCUGAAUGUUACAAGGUACUUUUUGCUGUCAUAGAGGUAAACAAUCCAAAUUGGAGUGAUUUUUCUAAAUACAAUGCCAAAAACUUCUCUGACCAAAAUUAAUGUAGACAUAGUGCCAAAACAUCAAUAUUGACAUAGCAUUUUGAGAAAUACUGUUCAGUAUAGUCCCCUGCCAAAGACUGUAUGUGGAUUAAAGUGAAUAAGAUGAACCCUAUUUCAAACUUCAGAAAUACAAAAGAAGACUUCUUAUUUCUCAAAUCAACAAAAGACUGAAAGCUGUAUCAUAAUUUGAAGAAUUAGAAUUGAGACAUAAAAUUGAGUUAAACUUCUUUGGUCAGCACGUGAUUCAUUGUAUGAACAGUGAUAUUAGCAAAAAGAAUGACCCAUAUUUUGUUGGUCUGAAAAAACUUUUAUUUUUCCAAUUGUUUCAGUCAAUGAAAUUUAUGGUAUGCAAAUUCUUUAUUUGUAAAUGUGAUAUUGUAAGUAAAUGCAAAAUUAGUUGUUGAACUUGAUUCAUUUUUUUUUAAAAUUCAAAGCAUUAUUUUGAAGAAUCUCACAUGGUGUGCCCUUAUUGUACAAAGCUAUACUUCAUUCUAACAGUAUUUGUGGCACCUCAGUGUGGUGGCAUCUUAUGAUUUGCAGUGGGGACAUAGCAUGAAAAUAACUGUGAAUGUGUCAGCAACACAAAUUAGCAAACCUUAAAAAAAAAAAAGGCACAAAAAUUAUUUUUGAAAUAAAACCCAUGGAUGACAACAUUUUUGAUGUGAUUGCCAACUGUCACAACAUCGCUAACCUUCAGUGUGUUUCCAAAUCAUGUUCUGGCAUUAACAUUGUUUAUGUAUGUCAAUGUGUGCAUUCACGUGCACAACUAGGUUUACUUUACAUAAUUAAAUAUUUCAUACAUUUGUCAAAAUGACAAUAAUAAACAAUGAUAAACCUAUACAUAAUCUUAAAUUGACAGACUGUUGCUUAGGGAGGCACUUUUUCUUCCAAAGUCCAUGUCCAUCUAUGGACAGCAUUAUACUUGACUUAAAUAUGCAUGUAACUUGACAGUUGUAGUUACAUACUUCAUACUUUGGAGGUUGUAAUAUUUGUCUAAGAUGUGUGAUUACAUAUAGACCACUGUUUACAACAAUCCUCAUAAUAAUAAUGGAAAGUAAUAACAAUAAUUACACUGUACUGUAAAACUUUAGAGCCAACUGAAUGAUGUCUUGUCAUUUCAAAUGUGAUAAAACUCUCACAGGAUAUCAUAUUACAUUUAUCCAGGGAGUAUUGGUGAUCCAUUAACGUGUCAUUCAGGAGUCAAAGACAACACUAAACAGACCUAAAAGAAGAUCUUCUGUUAUUCUCACCAUCUUGUGGUACAUGUAUGAAGAACCUGACAUGUACUUUACUCACCAAAAUUGUCUUUUGCUUUUAUCCAAGUCAGAUAUGCACUGACAAUGGCUACAUAUUGGUAUCUAAAUGACCAGGCAGAUCUGCCUGUGGUCGUUUAUCUCAAAUGAAGCUUGAAUCAAAGUAUGAAAGCUCUAUUUUCUUUUUUUUUCUUUUUUUUGAUUCCGGAUGAUCUUUUAAUAGAUCAAGUCAACAAACUUUCAUUUAUGACAGAUUCAUAAGAACAUUUAAUGUCUAACGUGUGUAUGCCAUGCUGCUAAGCCUCAAAGCACAAUACCCUGCAAUCAUGUGAUGUCCGAAUUGGCGGAGCUUGGCAUCUUGACAGUAAGAAAAAAAAAAAAAAAAGAAAAAAAAGGGAAAAUGGAGUUGAAUUUUGAAUAAAAUAAAGAAAAUACUAGUUGUGUAUUAUCUUUUGUAGUAGACCCACAUGUUAUCUAUUUUGUGAAACAGGGUGUUGAACCUGCAGUUAAUAGGGAAUUCUUGGUGUCUGGAGUAGAGAGUGGGUUGACUGCAGUGGUCAGUAGCUUCACAUUCCUCCGAGUUCUUGUUGUCUGUGUUUGUUGGUCUCUCUGUCUCAGUGUGUGUUUUGCAAAUAUUGAACUGUGUAUCGCCCAAACCCCAUGCAACACCAGAUUAAAGACGAUGACACAGCACAAUAUAACCAGAGUCUUCUCUGGGAUCUGUUGCUUCCGCUUUCACAACUCCCACGCAGCUAUUCUGCAUUGCUGAGGGGAGCUAUUUCAUCUUUCUUAGUAAGCAUUUGGAUUGACUUUAUUUGGAGUAAAAUUUAAGUAAAAAUGAGUGAAAGUAAUCCAAAGCAACGUUAGCACCACCGAUAGGGUAGACAGGCAGACACUCCCUGGUGGAAAAGCAGAAAAGAAGAGAGGUAAUGUCUUUGUAAAUAGUAAAUGUGUGGAAACAUCCAGGUUCAAUAACAUGAAAGAUCCUGGCUCAUGAUAUGGAUGGACCGGUGAAUAGUUUUGAACUUGGUAAAUAAAGGUCUCAGAGACGUUGAGUCCCCAGUGUACACAUUUCAGGUUUUGCUUCUCUCAACCAUGCGACUCAGAAUCUCUUGACAGGAGAUUUGAAUGAAUGUAAAAACAAUGGAUUGUACCAUUUAUAAUUUCCAAUUGUUUGGUUUCAUCUUUUUUGUUUUGUUUUAACAGACAUAAUGCACUUGUAUAUAAGCCAUACCUGUUAAAAUAAACCA